AUGCGCAUCUGGCCCAUGCCACGUCAGCUCACGUCGUCCAAAGGAAAAGACGGCGCAUGGCCGGCAAUUUUCAGCCCGUUUAGCCGGUUGACCGUCUCGUUUGGUAGAGCAUCAGCGGCCGACGAGGAUUCCUCCCGAGCGCUUGUAACGAAAGCUUACGACCGUUACCAUCGCAUGAUUUUCGCGCACGAGUAUGGCGAUGACUACUCUGAGCUUGAAGAUUCGUCCACGAGUUCGACGUCGCAGAAGGGGGAUGCUGCAACACACUCUCGUGCGAGAGUGGUGGUGAUAGAGCGAAUCGACGUGCAAAUAGCGCGGCCAGGAGAAUCGCUGGACGUAGGAGUGGAUGAGAGCUACACGCUCUCCCUUGGAGCACGGGGCGAGCCAGGCACUGCUGCAAUUCAGGCAAAAACCUCCUUCGGUGCACUCAGAGCGCUAGAGACGCUCAGCCAGCUGUGUCGCUACCACCACCCGUCUCGCCUCGUGACGAUCUAUGGUGUGCCUCUCACAGUGGAAGAUGCUCCUCGCUUCCACCACCGAGGGCUGCUCAUCGACACGGCACGGCAUUUCCUCCCAGUGGUGGAGAUAGAGAGAGUGCUUGACGCCAUGUCUUAUGCCAAGCUGAAUGUUCUCCACUGGCACCUGGUGGACGCGCAGUCGUUCCCCAUUGAAACGCCCUCCUUCCCGCGCCUCUGGGAGGGAGCUUUCUCCCAGGCAGAGCGAUACACACUCAGGGACGCCAAACACAUCGUCAGAUAUGCAGCAGCACGUGGCAUUGUGGUCAUUCCUGAAAUCGACACUCCCGCUCAUGCCACCUCAUGGGGUGUGGGCUACCCUGUUCUCUACCCCAGCCCCACCUGCAAGGAGCCUCUCGAUGUCUCUAACGAGUUUACAUUCGAGCUGAUCAAGGGCGUGCUCACAGACCUGCGCUCAGUGUUCACAGGCAGCAGAAUACACAUAGGAGGGGACGAAGUGAAGGAAGACUGCUGGAGAAAGUCUGAACAGAUCUCCCAGUGGUAA
Closterium sp. Naga37s-1 is the source of this 1020-nucleotide messenger RNA. The record is from the annotation of a GenBank genome assembly. Lineage: Eukaryota; Viridiplantae; Streptophyta; Zygnematophyceae; Desmidiales; Closteriaceae.